Oppiella nova is the source of this 1503-nucleotide messenger RNA. The record is from the annotation of a GenBank genome assembly. NCBI's taxonomy places the organism in Eukaryota, Metazoa, Arthropoda, Arachnida, Sarcoptiformes, Oppiidae.
AUGAGCAGUCCGUUAAGCAGUAACAUCAAAGGCCUGGACAAUAUGGAUAUCUACUGUGAGGACCAGAUCUCACUACUGAAGUACGGGUGCCUUGAAGUCAUAUUCUUGAGGUCUAUCAGGUGUUUUGAUUACACGGAUAAUGUGCUCAAAAUUCCAGUGCACGAAUGCCUUUUUGACAACAACUGCAAAGUCGAUGUAAUCACACGAAGGUUUUGCACAAAGUGUCGAUUAGAUAAGUGUCUGGCCAUCGGAAUGAGACGGGAGUGUAUAUUGAAUGAGGAGGAACUGCUGCUUAAAAGGCUCAGGUUUUUUUGCCCUCCUAUGGGCGCUACAAACAAGAACCUGGAUAAUAUGUUGGAGUUUUAUCAGUGUUUUACCACCAAAUUCGACACCGGUAUCCGAAUUCUGACUAAAGCCGCCAAAAGGUUGUCCGCUUUCAGGGACGUCUGCGAGACCGACCAGAUCUCGCUACUGAAGUCCGGGUGCUUUGGAGUCAUGUUUUUGAGGUCUAUCAUGUUUUUUGAUUACACGGAUAACUCGCUUAAACUGCCGAUGCUCAAAUGCCAUUUCGACAAUAACUGCAAAAUCAAUGAAAUCACGCGAAAGUUUUGCUCAAAGUGUCGAUUAGACAAAUGCCUGGCCAUUGGAAUGAGACGGGACUGGCUAUUAAAUGAAGAGGAACGGGAUAUGAAAAGACUUAGGAUAUUAGAAACCAAAAAGAAAAAGAGCAAUAGUUUUAAUAGUAAUACUAGCGCUGAAAGUCCCAAAUCAUUGAUAGACAGGUCACCGGAAACAUCGCAUGAAAAUCACAUCUCAAACCCCAUUAAUACCACAAAUAGUGAUAUAUUCUGUGAAAUACUCGAUGACAACAAUUUCAGUGCCGAUGCUCUCAACCGACAGAUUAUGGACAUAGAGAGCACUCUUAUCAAUGGUUUCAAUGAGAAAAAUAGUUUUGAAAACACCAACAAUUUGUUAAGUGAUGAACAAAUUAGUUGUUAUAAUAAUUGCAAUGAAAUUACUUCACAAACGGAUUAUGAAGUGUCAGACGAGACGAUCGAAAAGGCGGUCGAGUUUGCCGUUUCGGUGAUACCUAUAGCCAGACCUCAACGGGAAUUGAACACUGGUUUCAAUGAAAAGGAAAUUUAUUUAAUGAAUGAAUUGAUGAAAUGGUCUCAGUUUAUGUGCACUCCUCACAUAAGCUAUGUUAACAAGAAUCUGGAUAAUAUGUAUGAGUUUUAUCAGUAUUUUACUAGCAAACAGGUCAGAUCUAUCACAGACCUGACAAAAACAGUGAAAGGGUUGUCCGCAUUCAGGGAUAUUUGCUGUGAGGACCAGAUCUCACUACUGAAGUACGGGUGCUUUGAAGUCAUAUUCUUGAGGACUAUCGUGUAUUUUGAUUACACGGAUAAUACGCUCAAACUUCCUUUGAGAGGCUCAGAGGAAGAAUACGAUGGAAGACACGCCAAAGACAUUGAUUCCGCCACUUUUGGAAGAGGUCUUUGA